AUGCCAAAAGCAUCAAUUAUAUCAAUCAUUUUAUUAACAUUUUCUUUGAUUUCACUUAUAUUUUCAUUUUCUAGUUAUUGGUACUAUGAUAAAACAAAGGUAAAUGGUAAGGUUAUUUUGGAGCAUUUUUACGAAUACAACAAAUAUAAAACAUUAAAAACACUGAAUACCAACUCGACAGUAUCAACCACCACAACCACCAUUCAAUACUAUGACUCUCAAGAUGAAUAUAACAAUAGAAACUAUUUAACCAUCUUCAGACUUUCAAUAGCAUUUGCAAGUGUAUCAUUUAUAUGUAUUGCCAUAACUCUUGUAUAUUUAUUUUAUCAAACACUCCGAAAAACUCAUCACCCUCCUCACAGACUGCACCAAUAUAUUAGAAUUUUCUUUAAAAUGCUUAUAUUAUUUGGUGUUUUAUGUUCUGGAAUAUCCUUAUUUAUUUUUAUAGGUGUAAACGACGAAAAGAAAAAAGAUUGUCUUAGGCUUUACUCUAAAAAUCUAUGUAAUAAUAUAAAUACUAAAUUUUUUUAUACCUAUAGUUAUGUAGACAAUAGUGCAAGUGGCGAUGAAAACAGCGAUGGUUUACAUUUAAAGCAAACCGAUAGUUUCACAUUCUAUGCCCAGCCCUAUAUAGCUUGGUACAUGAUGGUUUGUGCCACCACACUUUCAUUAAUAUCAGUGUUUGUAAUUUUUAUGGGCGAUGCAUUCGACACAACCAAACUAAACUACCAAACUAUUCUUUAA
Dictyostelium purpureum is the source of this 744-nucleotide messenger RNA. RefSeq lists its product as uncharacterized. Lineage: Eukaryota; Evosea; Eumycetozoa; Dictyosteliales; Dictyosteliaceae. The transcript has 2 exons. The record is from RefSeq and is a predicted model, not a curated record. Bases 1 to 744 code for a protein of 247 amino acids.